Messenger RNA from Trametes versicolor FP-101664 SS1, 361 nucleotides. RefSeq lists its product as uncharacterized. NCBI's taxonomy places the organism in Eukaryota, Fungi, Basidiomycota, Agaricomycetes, Polyporales, Polyporaceae. The record is from RefSeq and is a predicted model, not a curated record. The transcript is spliced from 2 exons. Bases 1 to 351 code for a protein of 116 amino acids.
AUGGUUGCCCACGUCCUCGCUCACUGCACGAACCUCAGGAAACUCGACCUUCAAGGGUGCAACGUGCUCUUCAUGGACGAACCCGUCGUACCCGAGGCUAUCUCCGCGCUCCCGAACCUCGCUCAUCUUUCCACAGUCACGUACAUAUACAGCGAGGAAUCGCAGGCACUUCUCCUCCAGAUGGUCGGCAACAUGAAAUCCUCCCUUCGUGCUGCGAGAUGUGGCACGAGCCCAUCGUCAUCUGGAAGACUUCGCGCUGCAGUUCUCCACCUUUACUGCCCCGGGCCUUACCUUCUCCGCCGUCCGCACCCUGCAUCUGAAUCUCAACAAGAACCUUCCUCAGCUCCGUGACAUCCGCAGC